UCGCCGUACUGUGACGUGUGGACUCGAGGAGAGCGCUGAGUGGGCGGGGCCAGGCUGAGCUUACCUGCGUGGAUGUUUGGAUGGCUCCGCUGAGCCACCUGACGCACGUGCAACAACAAAAGGAAGAGAGGGGAGGGUGAGCUAUUACGUGCUACAGCACAGCGUUACUCUUGCAGACACAAAGACUUUGAUGAAUGCGCGUGCGCAGCAGUCAGUGCGUGCGGGAGAGAAAAAAAGCUAGAGUAUCAAUCUUUUUACACAAGUAUUGCUCAAUACCAAUACCAGCGUUGGUAUGGAUAUUAUCGAUAUUUAGAUUGAUUCGCCCACCUCUAUUUUAGAAGUGAGCAGGAGAGUUGAGAAUGAGGUGGGGUGCUGACUAUCCAACAUCAUGACUCCACUAACACUCUUGCAGCACAGCAAUGAUCCAAAAGACUUCCCUGGACAGUAGAGACAGUUACUCCAACGAAGCAGAAUAAACUCUGACUCCAUAAACAGUGACUGAGCAGGUGUCCCAAUAUUGUCUGUAUGGUAUAUUGACUCUCUAAACUGUACAGAGAUCAGUGCAACAUUUAGAACAGGUAUACAGAAAAGUGACAUCACAACUCAAGAGCACAACAAAGAGAAAGUGAAACUGAAUGAAUCAGGAAGUUCAGCCAUCUUCACAGCAAGUUCUUCGUAGAAGUUCUUCCCAGAAACUCAAAGAGGAGGAAGAAAAUGGCAGAAUGUUCAGCAACCCUACAACAAAGAGAAACCAGUGAGAAAACUGAUGAACCAGAUAACGUUUCAGAAACAAACAGUGGUGCUGGAGCAGGAGCAGCAGAAGAAACAGGAGCAGCAGUGGCCAGUCCUGGCAGCUCUUCUGAAGAUGAGGUUAGAGAUGAGCAAAGACAAGAUCUAGAUGAACCUGGGGUUCCCUGUGAUAUUUGCACUGGAGAAAAAGCCCAGAUAUCCUGUCUGGAUUGUGGUCUGACUUACUGUAAAUCUCAUUUUGAGCCUCAUUAUAAUGUUCAGAAACUUAAAAAACACAAGCUGAUAAACCCAGUGAAGAACCUGGAGGAUUACAUCUGCCAGAAGCACAAGAAACCCCUGGAGCUGUUCUGUAAAGAUGAUCAGGCACAUCUGUGCCAAUUCUGCAUGGAGCUCGAGCACACAACUCACAAUGUUGUUCAUAUAAAUAAGACACAGGCACAGAUAAAGGACAUGAUCCAAGAGAGAGAGGAUAAGAUCAAAAAUAUCACACACACUGUAGAGCGCAGAAAAGGAAACGGAGAGCAGGUGAUUUUAGACAGUGUUAAAGUCUUCAAUGCUUUGAUGGACUUGUUUAAUAAAAGCCAGAAUAAGCUGUAUGAGGAGUUGAAUGAGAAGAAAAGAGCAGCAGAGAUGGAGGGUAAAGAGACCAUUAAAGAUCUGGAGCAGGAAAUCACUGAGCUAAAGAGGAGAGACACUGAGCUGGAGCAGCUCUUACACACUGCGGACCAACCCACCCCCUUACAGCUUUACACAUUCCUGAGCCCCUCACUCACCACCAACUGCAGUGAUAUCUGUGUUGACUCUUAUGUGAGUGUAGAGACUGUGAGGAAAGCUCUGUCUCAACUUCAGAGGAGUCUGAAUGAAGAAUUCACUAAAACUGUUAAAGAGAUCAGACAACCAAUGGUCUCAGAAGAACUGAAGAGGAUUCAUCAGCAUAAAGUGAAUGUGACUCUGGAUCCUGAUACAGCUAAUCCUUUUCUUAUCCUGUCUAAAGACGGAAAACAAGUGAGCUGUGGAGACAAAAAACAGAACCGUUUUCCGUUCUGUUGUGACAACCCAAAGAGAUUUGAUAAAUACAUUGAUGUUCUGGGAAAGAAGGGAUUCUCCUCAGGGAGAUUUUACUUUGAGGUGCAGGUCAGCGGGAAGACUGAUUGGAGUUUAGGAGUGGUGAAAGAGUCCGUUAACAGGAAGGAGGAGAUUGAUGUGAAACCACAGAAUGGAUUCUGGACUUUAAUUCUGAGGAAUGGGAAUGAAUAUACAGCUUGUGCAGAACACCCCGUCUCCCUCCCCCUGAGAGGGAAGCCCCAGAAGGUGGGGGUGUUUGUGGAUUAUGAGGAGGGUCUGGUCUCCUUUUAUGAUGUGGAGGCCAGGUCUCAUAUCUACUCUUACACCGGUCAGUCUUUCACUGGGAAUCUCUAUCCAUUGUUUAGCCCUGGUCUUAAUGAUGAAGGUAAAAACUCAGCUGCACUGAUCAUCACACCCGUAUCAAACACUGAAUAAAUAUUCAUCAGUAACUGUAAUGACAACAGAAAAGUUCAUUUUUAAUUUAACAUAUGGCAAUAUAUAGAUCAUAUGGAAUUCCCUUAUAUACAACAUAUCUUUGGCACAUAUUUAAAAAUAUGUGACAUUUAUGCCAUAUUCUUUAAUAUGGUAUAUACACACUCAUUGCCAACAACUUUAUACACCUAGAAGUGGUUGUUGAAUUGGAAUGAAACAUAAUAUGUAUAAUAUAAUAACUAUUUACUGUAUGUAAGUGAUUAUAUUAUUACAUUAAAAGAAUCUGUCUAUUUGGGAAAUUGUACUAUUAAAAAGAGGCUCUAGUACCCUGCUGAGCUGCCAAUAAAAUGGAAAAUGAGAUACGGUUGGGCAUGGAGGCAUACAGGUUCUGUAUUGCAUCCUUUUGUAGAAAAGUAAUGUUGUAUCUGGGCCAGUUAAUCAUGUACACUUGUAGGUUGGCGAAGCUGGCGCCCCAGCUAAUCCAAUAAAUGUUUGCUUGGCGAUGGCACCCCAGAUUAUCACACCAGCAGUUGGGGCAGUGUGUUGCUCCACAAUGAGGGAAGGAUUGAUUGCUCACCUCAAAGCCUUCACACAUUACAUUGCCGGUCAUCAUAUCCCAAAUGGAACCUGGAUCUUGUACUAAGACCUAAUGUUUGGCCACACCUGUAAUCAUUUACAUAUCUGCCAUAUGCCUUAUGAGACAUGACUGCAUGCUGAAAAUUGCAGCAAUUUUUUUUUGUGUGUUUAUUUCAGUAAUAUGUCAGAAUUUAACAAUAUAAAGUGGUGUCUUAUAGUGUUAAUUACAGUUCAUGUUUUGAAUAAGAGUGUUUAAUUAUUGAUUGUUCCAUGUUGGGUUGCUUUGACUAGUUGCUGCCCCUAUGUUCAAUUUGAUCGGCAGAUCUUUACUGCCACGCUAAAACCCUGUAUAGCUAUACUUUUGCUAAUCACUAUUUCUCUUGCUAAUUGCUAAUUCUAUACUAAAUGAAUUAGCAAUAUGUGUUGUGAAGGAGGAACUAUUGAAAUGUCAGGUCCAUUUUUUUUUCAGUGUAUCACCACACAUACACCGAGUUACUGUUUAUGUCAGUUGUGUCAGUGUUCAGUUAAUGAUGAGUUUACUGCUGUAUCAGGUGAUGGUAAGUGUGAAAUACUGGUGUUGUGGGUGAGUGUGUUUUAUUAUCUGCUGUUAUUGAUUAAGUUCUCCUUUAGAUUAGAAUGGACAUUGCUAAAGUGUAACAACUCUGCAAAGAGAAAACUAUGAACAUUUCAUACCCUUAUUAUACUUUUUUUUUCUUCUUUUUGUGUGUGAU
This is a messenger RNA of Astyanax mexicanus (Mexican tetra), 3554 nucleotides long. RefSeq names its product E3 ubiquitin-protein ligase TRIM39. Gene Ontology annotation, molecular function: zinc ion binding; protein binding. NCBI's taxonomy places the organism in Eukaryota, Metazoa, Chordata, Actinopteri, Characiformes, Acestrorhamphidae. The transcript is spliced from 9 exons. The coding region runs from base 715 to 2250 and encodes 511 amino acids. The record is from RefSeq and is a predicted model, not a curated record.